AUGGGUCUAUGUAUUGGUUCUUUAGGCUCAUCCAUAGCAUGUUGCUUUGGUAAUGCAUUUUGUUCACUUUGUUGUGCUGCAUGUCCAUCAUGCAAAGGUUCAACAUCAACACGUAUUGCUUAUGGUCUUAUUCUUCUUGCUGGUUUAAUAACAUCAUGUAUAAUGUUAAUACCUGGUCUUGAAAAAACUUUAGCAAAAAUUCCAGCAUUAUGUUCUGGUGGUUCAAAAUUAACAAAUAUACCUAUACCAUCAAUGCCAUCAAUACCAUCAAUUGAUUGUUCAAAAAUUGUUGGAUUUUUAGCUGUUUAUCGACUUUCAUUUGGAAUGACAGUAUUCUUUUUUCUUUUAUCAUUAAUUAUGAUUAAGGUUAAAACAUCCAGUGAUUUUCGAGCAAAAAUUCAAAAUGGAUUUUGGGGAUUUAAAUUACUAAUACUUAUUGGUUUAGUCGUUGCUGCUUUUUUUAUUCCAAAUGAUGGUUUUGCUCAAGCAUUUAUGGUUAUUGGAUUGAUUGGAGGAUUUCUGUUUAUUCUUGUUCAAUUACUUUUAUCAAUUGAUUUUGUUCAUUCAUGGAAUGAAUCAUGGAUUGAAAGUGUUGAAUCUGGUUCAAAAAAACAUCUUUAUGGUUUAUGUUUUUUUACUUUAUUAUUUUAUGGAUUAUCAAUAACUGGUAUUGUUCUCUUUUAUAUUUAUUAUGCUCGAGAUCAAAAUGAAUGUCGUUUACAUACAUUCUUUAUAUCAUUUAAUUUAUGUUUAUGUUUUAUCUUAUCGAUUAUAUCAAUAUUACCUAAAGUAAAAGAAUAUAAUCCAUCAUGUGGUUUACUUCAAUCAUCAUUCGUUACUCUUUAUGUUAUGUAUUAUACAUGGUCAGCAAUGAGUAAUAAUCCAAAUCCAAAUUGUAAUCCAAGUAUUCGUUCAAUAAUUCAUCCAACAAAUUCAACAACACCAAGUCCUGGUCCAACAAGACAACAGAAUAUAUUUGAUCCAAUAACUAUAAUUGGUUUAAUUAUGUUUGGUGGUGCACUUUUUUAUUCAGUUUUUACAUCAUCACAUAAUAAUCGUGCAAAUAAAUUAUUUUUAUCAUCAUCAUCAGAUUAUUCAACAAUAUUAGAUGAUACAUCUGCAAAAGAUAGUCGUUUAUCAUUAGAUGAUGAUGAUGAAGAAAAAACUCAUCAACAUGUUUAUGAUGAUGAACGUGGUUCAGUUACAUAUAAUUAUUCUUUAUUUCAUUUUAUGUUUGUACUUGCAACAUUAUAUGCAAUGAUGACAUUAACUAAUUGGUAUCGACCAGCAAAAGAUUUUAGUACAUAUAAUAAUAAUUUAGCAUCACUUUGGGUUAAAAUAGUUUCAAGUUGGAUAUGUGUAGUUUUAUAUGUUUGGACAUGUAUUGCACCGGCUUUAUUUCCUGAUCGAGAUUUUUCAUAA
This is a messenger RNA of Rotaria sp. Silwood1, 1422 nucleotides long. The record is from the annotation of a GenBank genome assembly. Lineage: Eukaryota; Metazoa; Rotifera; Eurotatoria; Philodinida; Philodinidae.